AUGUACGAAACCUCUCGCGCUCUUCCUGCUUCUCAACUAACAUCAACCGCCAAGUUUGCAUCGCAAGGAAUCGGGAGUGUACAACCGCCGAUCCAACAAGAGUUCACCGAUAUUGUCCAAGUCAGCUACAGCUCAGUGGCGUACUACGUUGGGCUGAUCCUUGGGGCCUCGUUUUGGGGAAUUUCCAGUGAUUUGAUGGGUCGCAAGCCCGCGUUCAACUGCACUCUGCUCAUCGCAGGAGUUUUCCUAUGUGCAGCUGCUGGGUCGAUGAAUUUUGUUGCGUUCAGUGCUCUGUGGGCUGUUAUUGGGACUGCCGCUGGUGGGAACGUACCGGUUGAUUCGAUGAUCUUCUUGGAAUUUGUUCCUGGGAGGAGAUAUACCCUGAUCACCCUCGGUGGUCUCGCUCUUGCAUUCACCUUUGUUCGGAUCUUCGUGUUCAAAUUACCCGAGACUCCAAGAUAUCUUCUCUCUCAGGGUCGGGAUCAGGAAGCAGUAGAUGCCGUCAACCACGUCGCGAGACAAAAUGGUAAACCAGAACCGUUGACAAUAUCAAUGUUCCAAGAGAUCGACAUUCAAAUGGGAAACCCCAUUCACGAAGGCCAAACAGCCCUAACCACCAAGGAGGUUGUAAAGGAAAAUAUGCAGGCUUUCCGAGGCGAGCAUUACCGGGCAUUAUUCGCGACUCGCAAACUCGGCCGACAAACGAUGAUCAUUUGGGCAAUUUGGCUAACAGUUGGAAUCGCAUACCCCCUAUUUUUCGCCUUCUUGCCAUCCUACCUAGCAACCAAAUUCACCGAAAACUCCUCCCUCUACCUCACAUACCGCAACUACUGCAUCACAUCAGCAGUCGGCAUCCUAGGCCCCCUCUCCGCUGCAGUAUGCGUCAACACCCGGCUAGGAAGACGCUGGAUGAUGGGGAUAUCGGCCGUCGUCACAGCCGUCUUCCUCUUCGCCUACGUGGGCGUCAACAGUCCAGCAGCCGAUCUGGCAUUUUCUAGCAUCACCAGCCUACUGGCUAACUUUGGUUUGUCAAAAAAUAUAUUUUUCUUUUCAGACAAGACCCUUGCUAACUCCAAGCCCUCGUCAGAGUAUGCUAUCAUGUACGCCUUUACGCCCGAGUCCUUCCCAGCACCGCAUCGCGGCACAGGCGCCGGAACAGCGGCGGCACUGCUUCGUUUCGGUGGCCUUGUUGCUAGUAUUAUAUCCUCCCAGACUGGAUUUACUACUGCUCCGAUUUAUGCUAGUGCGGCGUUGUGGGUUGCCGUGGGGGUUUUCUGUCUUGGGUUGCCGUUUGAGACUCAUGGUCAUGAUGCUUUGUGA
Molecule: messenger RNA, 1320 nt
Organism: Penicillium nucicola
Lineage: Eukaryota; Fungi; Ascomycota; Eurotiomycetes; Eurotiales; Aspergillaceae
Product: putative sugar transporter
Exons: 3
Coding region: 1-1320 (439 amino acids)
Biological process (GO): transmembrane transport
Molecular function (GO): transmembrane transporter activity
Source: RefSeq, a predicted model, not a curated record